AUGAGCCCUUAUCAGAUGAUUUUAUCAUAUCGUUGCAAGAGGGGUUGGGAUGUUGGAUACAAAGUAUCGUACACCCCCAACACAUGGACAUUGGACUCGUUUGAAAUUGGCCAUCACCUUGGGAGGGGUGGGUUUGGACAUGUCUACAUGGCUCGAACCAAAGAGGCUCCCAAGUUUAUUCUUGCCCUGAAAUGCCUGUACAAGGCUGAACUGAAAGAGGAACAUGCCAAGGAGAAAUUGUGUCAUAUUUUCAAGCGCCUUACAACACUUGGACAUUUCUCAGAAGAGCAGGGAAGUCAAUACAUUUCUCAGGUGGUGGCUGCAUUGCAAUAUCUACAUAGCAAGCAUGUCAUCCACCAUGAUAUCAAGCCUGAAAAUCUUCUCCUUGGUCUUGAUGGAGAGGUGAAGAUAGCCGAUUUUGGAUGUAAUGUCCAAGUAAACAGUAAUCGCCGGAUGACAUUCUGCAGCACUCUCGAUUACAUGGCCCCUGAAAUGGUUGCAGGGGAACCCUGCACGGAGAAAGUGGAUCACUGGGCACUGGGUGUCCUUGCUUAUGAGUUUCUUGUUGGCAAUGUACCCUUCGAAGCGAAUACAACAUGCCAACGAAUUGUGUCGGUGGACUUGGAACUUCCCAGUCACAUUUCCCCAGAAGCUUGUGACUUCAUCGAACUUCUGCUGCACAGAGAGCCUGAGAGGAGGCCUCUUCUUAGCGAUGCAGCGAGUCACCCUUGGAUAACAGGUGAUCGUUUUUCACCAGAACUUUAA
This is a messenger RNA of Cantharellus anzutake, 765 nucleotides long. Its product is annotated as kinase-like domain-containing protein. NCBI's taxonomy places the organism in Eukaryota, Fungi, Basidiomycota, Agaricomycetes, Cantharellales, Hydnaceae. Gene Ontology annotation, biological process: protein phosphorylation; regulation of cytokinesis; mitotic spindle organization. Gene Ontology annotation, molecular function: ATP binding; protein kinase activity. The coding region runs from base 1 to 765 and encodes 254 amino acids. The record is from RefSeq and is a predicted model, not a curated record. The transcript has 7 exons. Gene Ontology annotation, cellular component: spindle microtubule; chromosome passenger complex; spindle midzone.